Amoebophrya sp. A25 is the source of this 1328-nucleotide messenger RNA. NCBI's taxonomy places the organism in Eukaryota, Dinophyceae, Syndiniales, Amoebophryaceae. The record is from the annotation of a GenBank genome assembly.
UUCAGAUUGAUAGGGCGUGUACGACACAGGACCUCCGAAGAACAACACGUAGCAGAACCCGACACCACGACCUUUGUUCCCUUGAAGCAUUGGUUGUACUGAACAUGACCAUGACCAUGUCCUCCGAGUGAAACCACAACAACUUGAACGUCCCUAACGCUGGCUAACGAAGCAAGAUGUUGGCGUCCAGCAGUCGAUCCGCCUCUCCGUCAUUGAGUCGGAAGUUUAGUAUGCGGUCAGACACGGCAAGCAUGCUUCUAGAAGAGCUAGCACCCGCAUCCUCCGCACCAAGCACCCCGCCGAUGGAGAAACCGCGUCAUGCUCGAGGAGAAGAGGGAUUAUUAAGGGUUGGCUAAAGGUGGUCUUGUUACCGUUUGAGCUAUAGCUCUCCUAAGGGAGACGGGCAUAACAAACGGCAUAAACGAACACCAAAAAUCUAUCUCUAAGAUUAAUACAGGGAGAAGGAGAGGGAUUAGUAAGGGCCUAGUGCUGCAUCUAUAAUGGUAAUCCAUGAUCGCAGUGUCUUUUUAUACUUCGUACGUAGUAGUACGAAGUACUGGCACAACUUCUUGUCCUUUUACUUUUGCACUGUUCUAUCGGCUUCGAAGCUUAUUCUUUGUGAAGAACAUGUUGGAUAGCCCACCACCUUUCACCACCUUCCGGGAGAAUGCGCGCUUCUUCUAAUGUUGUCUCUUGAAGUGAUGAAACUUGAAGAUGGAGGGCCAGGUGGAGAUUAUGGACUACACUUACUUCAUCAUCUGCACGACUUACUUCUGGGUUACUCUGUAGUAGUAUCUUUUUGAAUGUACUAUCCUGGAUAGUACAUCCAACAAGAAAACAAUCAAUAUCGAAAGCAAACACAUCAAGCACAACAUUGCCUAUAACUAAAACACUAAGAUGCACUGGUACACUGACUACACUACGAACAACACAGACUACACUAAGAACUACACUAAGAACUACACUAAGAACUACACUAAGAACUACACUAAGAACUACACUAAGAACUACACUAAGAACUACACUAAGAACAACUACAUUUGUUCGAUCUCCCUGCCACACGCUAAUGCCUAGCCAGAAAGAAGAUCAGUAGAGAGAAGGCUUUAGCCAGAAUUGCAAAAACGCAGAGUCGCAGUGCAGCAAAGCAGAAUAAUAACAAUGAUGGGAAGAAGAAGUCCUCUACGCGGAGCCGCAGCAUAGGAGGCAUCAAGGCCAACAUCCUGCGCCGCAGCAUCGGGGACCCUAAUGUGAUAUCUCAAAAGGAGAGGCACCGAGAGGCGACUCGGGAAGCCCAUCGAGGAUAUCACAAGCAUAUGAAACUUAGUUAA